Molecule: messenger RNA, 7222 nt
Organism: Engraulis encrasicolus (European anchovy)
Lineage: Eukaryota; Metazoa; Chordata; Actinopteri; Clupeiformes; Engraulidae
Gene: traf2a
Product: Tnf receptor-associated factor 2a
Exons: 12
Coding region: 195-2042 (615 amino acids)
Biological process (GO): tumor necrosis factor-mediated signaling pathway; regulation of apoptotic process; positive regulation of canonical NF-kappaB signal transduction
Cellular component (GO): cytosol; cytoplasmic side of plasma membrane
Molecular function (GO): tumor necrosis factor receptor binding; zinc ion binding; ubiquitin-protein transferase activity
Source: RefSeq, a predicted model, not a curated record
CACAUAUCAACCUAUUGCAUUUGACGUAGAACUAGACCUAUUUUCACUGCUGCUCAGUCUUCCUCCAUGCGUGUCUCUGUUGCUUUCACAGUUUCACUUGCUGUUCGAAAGAAUUGAAAGCUAUCCGUAAAGAUUCAAUCACUUUCCCUCACUCUCAUAGCCAGAAAGCCAGGUCACAUGUCCGUGCGGGAAUAAUGGCUGCACAGGAACCAUCACCACCAUCUUCAUUAGAAGGCAACAAACCCGGAUUCCCCAAGAAAAUACUAGCCAACAAGCUUGAGGACAAACACCUGUGUAAUAUUUGUCAGAAAAUUUUGAGAAGGCCGUUCCAAGCCCAGUGUGGUCAUCGUUUUUGUUCAUACUGUUUUAACAAAACUGUGAGUUCAGGACCACAAAAAUGCAGUGCUUGUAUUAAAGAAGAUCUAUUCGAAGAGCCAACAUCUAUUCUGAAACAAGGCUGUGCAUUUCCUGACAACGCAGCAAGGCGAGAAGUGGAGGCUCUAGCAGCUGUUUGUCCCAAUGAAGGCUGUUCUUGGACAGGCAGCAUCAAAGAAUACGAGUUUACCCACGAAGGAAAGUGUGACUACAUGAUCAUCUCAUGUCCCUCCUGCAAAGAGCUGCUUAGGGCUAACGAGGUGGAGCGCCACAACGAACGAGAGUGCCCUGAACGAACACUCAACUGCAAAUACUGCAAAGAACCAUUUCAGUUCAAAGAUAUUAAGGCUCAUGACGAAAUAUGUCCAAAAUACCCCAUGAUAUGUGAAGGAUGUGCAAAGAAAAAGAUUCCCAGAGAAAAGUAUGUGGACCACAUCAAGCUCUGUACUAAAUUUAGAGCACCCUGUAGAUUUCACGUGGUGGGCUGCGAUAUGUCGGUGGAGAAGGAGAAGAUCCAGGAGCAUGAGCGCGCCUGCUCCUAUGAACACCUGAACCUGCUGCUGCACUUCAUCAUGGGAAUCAAGGUGAACUUGGAGAGUUUGCAGCCCCAGAGCCUGGAGUUGGCCAGCCACAAGGUCCACGAGCUGCACCAGGCUCUCCAGGACCUGGAGCAGAAGAUGGGCCAACUGGGGCUGGGUGGUGGGGGUGGCAGUAGCAGCAGCAGCGGUGGUGGUGGUGGGGGUGGUAGCAGCGGUGGGGGUGGUGCGGGGGCUCCCGUGCAGGGCGCCUGCGCACCACCACCCCCACUGCCGCUGCCACUGCCACUGCCGCCUCUACCGCUACCGCCGCCCCAGGUCCCGCUGCCCACGCCCACCCUCUCCACCUCCUUCACCCCGCUGCCCACCGGCGUGGGGGCGGCCCUGGAGCUCCAGCUCCACAACGAGAAGACUAAGGUGGCUGAGCUGGGCCGGCGGUGCCAGGAGCUGGAGCUGAAGGUGAGCACGUUCGAGAACAUUGUGUGCGUGCUGAACCGCGAGAUGGAACGCUCCGCCGCCACCAUGGAGGCCUACAACCGCCAGCACCGCCUGGACCAGGACAAGAUCGAGAUACUCAGCAACAAGGUGCGGCAGCUGGAGCGGACAGUGGGCCUGAGGGAUCUCUCCAUCGUGGAGAUGGAGGGGAAGAUGAGAGAGAUGUCAGCGGCCACGUACGACGGCGUCUUUGUGUGGAAGAUCUCCGACUUCAGCAAGAAGCGGGCUGACGCUGUGGCUGGAAGAGCGCCGGCGAUGUUUUCCCCCGCCUUCUACACCAGUAAAUACGGCUACAAGAUGUGCCUGCGCAUCUACCUGAACGGGGACGGGACGGGACGCGGCACUCACUUGUCUUUGUUCUUCGUGGUGAUGAGGGGACACAGUGACGCGCUGCUCAAGUGGCCCUUCAACCAGAAGGUGACGCUCAUGCUCCUGGACCAGAACAACCGCGAGCACAUCAUCGACGCCUUUCGACCCGACAUCUCCUCGUCGUCCUUCCAGCGGCCCGUGAGCGACAUGAACAUCGCCAGCGGCUGCCCGCUCUUCUGCCCGCUGUCCAAGCUGGACACCAAGAACUCCUACAUCCGCGACGACACCAUCUUUAUCAAGGCCAUUGUGGACCUGACUGGUCUGUAGGUUGUGCUGUACUGUAGUAGCUAACCACCUCUCUUGACUUGGUUACUGGUGCACUUCCUUUGCUGACCGCCAGCCAGGGAUCUAAAUUAACUCCAGCCAGCCUGUGGUCAGAUGUUGGUGAAAAUUUCAGGUUGGCUGGUAGAAAAAGACCAACUUACAGUACUAGCCACUUUGAAACAUUUACAGAGUAUGUGUGGUAUGGCUAGUAAGAUUAACAUCUACUACUACUUACUAGCCAUUUUGGCUGGUGGUGGAAAAAGUUCAUUUAGGACCCUGCGUGACCGCCAUCAACCAUCCCCACUCCCCUACACCCACCAUCUACCUACCUAUCCACCACCUAUCCACCCCAUACCCUUCCUUUAGUGAUCCUGGUGCCUCGAUUCCAGAACCUUAGCCUGAGCUGUCUGCCGCUCCACUUCACUACACACGUGGGUCAGAUUUUCGUUUCUGAUCUUUCAAGUGUUGGUGCCGAUGCGCGCAGAGCGGAGCUUGGCGUCAUCUGGCAGAUGCAGAUGCAGAUCGUCGUGGCGACCGGUGCCGAGCCGAGCGUAGGUGUUGGUCCGAGUUUGGAUGCUGCUAAAAUAUAAAACCCGCCCGUGCUCCUACCUGGCAGCCCGAUCCGAAUGCAAGGCCCUGCAAAAACCCUUGCACGUUGUGGUCUGGCCUAAUGGGGUCGUUAAGACUCCAGGGGCCUGUGUGGCUGUGAGAGGGGACCUCUCCUCUGUUGUGGUGGUAGAGGCUCUUAGCUAGCUGUCAGCUGUGAUUGUAAUGUACAGAACUUUCUUUAUCGCCUGUGCCGCAUUUCGGAGGCACACUGCCUUUUAAAGAGAUUUGAAGACUUUUUUCCCUUACUUCAGCAGACUGCAGUUUCUUGAUUUUUUGUUGUUGUUGUUUUUAUUAUUCUUCCUCUUGAUUUUCCUACUUCCUGUCUUCUUAGACCUGGGCUUUGGUAGCUAUGCGCUAUGUGCUUCAUGAUUUUUUUCUCUCUCUAUUACCAGAGUGCAUUUUUGCAUAGACAGACGUGGAGUUACAAUAACAAUACGCAGUUGCCCAUAAUUGGCUUUUUGCGCAUUUCCUGUUUGCUACCUAAUCUUUAUUAUUAACUUAGCUGCUAUAACUUAGUCUGUGGCAAAGCUGUAUGCAUUCAAGUCUUCUCACAUUCCUCCUUAGCUUCGUGUGCCUCUGAUCUUACUUACACUCCUGUGUUUAUAUAGGUAACGUAUAUGUAGUGGUGGACAUUGCUUGAAUUUCCAUAAGGUUCCAAGUGCAGCCAUGUUAGGAUUUUAAAAAAAUAAAGAAAAAGAAAUAAGUUUGGAUGGACGAAUGCGAUGUGUGUGUUACGCGCGCUGUGUGCUCUUUGUGAGCACUUUUUUGGCUUCUCUGUUAUUUCAGUAUACCAGUUGUUUGUUUUUGGGUGGCCCUUUAGCUUGGUUUGCAUAUUGGAUCUGUGGAAGAUACAUUCUAGUUAGCAGCAGAUCAGGGUUGCUCAUUGACCUGAAAAGGGGAGUUGACUGCCUCAAGAUUCGUUCCUGCUCAUGACUAAAAACGACAUCUUAAUAAGCUUCAAGAGAGAAAAAAGAAACAUCAGUUGGCAACUUUUUUUUUAUAAAAAAUGAAAAAACCUCUCCGUGUCUUAAUCCAUCACUCCACUCCCUUCCUUCCAGACGGGGCAAAAGGAUGGACAUUGAUGAUGGCAAGACAAGUCAGGUUUUGACACGACGGUCUUGCCCUUAUGUAAUUAGAAUGAUGCUUCUGUAUUGGUUUUGGAGUUGUGAAGGGUGUUGGUAUUACCUGAGAUUGUCGUCUGCCGUUGUUUGAGAGACUGUGGUUAAGUUUGGUGUGAUCUUCUAUUUCUUUUAUGGUGUUCUGCUGCUGUUGUACUGCUUUGGCCUCCUCAUGGCUCCGUCACUCCCAGAAAAGACAUACUGUAUAAGAGACAAGUUUAAAUCGUUUUGAUUUUUUGAGGACGAAUAGAUUCCUGCAUUGUAGUCGCAAUGUGUGUGUUGGUUGUACUAUAAUCGAUGAAUGUUAUACUCCGAACGUUAAAGAGAUAACUCUUAAGAUGUAUUGUCCUGUGAAACCGUGAAGAAGCAUUUGCUCUCGUUUUUUUAUCCUUCUUUUUGCAGUGUGUACAAAGAAGAACCACACAUACACACAUUUCCCCCUAUUGAGAAGCAUGAAGACAAAUCUGUGAAAUCACAGUAGAUUAGAGGUGUGGAUAUUGUGCCUGUGUACAAGGCUCUAGAUAGUCAGUGUAAUCUCUGUAGAGUUUGUUAAAGGUACACUGUGUGAGAUUUUUAGUUGCUUAUUUCCAGAAUCCAUGCUGCCCAUUCACUAAUGUUACCUUUUUCAUGAAUACUUAUCACCAUCAUCAAAUUCAAAGUAUUCAUUAUGACUGGAAAAAUUGCACUUUUCAUACAUAAAAAGGGGGAUCUUCUCCAUGCUCCGCCAUUUUGAAUUUCCAGAAAUGGUCAUUUUUACCUGCAAAAAUUACUGUACUUGGGCCAUACAAGAAAAUAUUAGUUUAUUACUUAGUAAACUUUCAUGAAAAUAUCAAAUUUGGCAAUAGGCAACACAGUUUCAAUGAGCAGCAUAGUUGCAGUACCUUUUUUGACCAUUUCCUGCACAGUGUACCUUUAAUGGAGCAGCCUCCAUGUCAAGUCAACAAGCCAUUCCUCAAAAGGGCUGUAUCGUCUUCCACACUGGGACAUUUGGUUUCACUCGUUUGUUUCUAGUAAGAUCCACUCAUAUUCUCGUCAUUCCAAUCCAUAUUCUCUCUGAGAUUUACUUUUGCCAACACAUGUUCACCCAGCCUAUUUUCAAACCAAUCUCGAUGGAUAUUGAAAUGUCUCUGUGCAUGAGAGGUUUCAAUAGAAAAAAAACCUACAUAUUGUAAAUAAUUGGUUUACUUGUGUAGACCAGACAUAUAAUUUUGUAUUUCGUUUUAUUUUCUAUUAUUGAACGCUGUAUGGCAAUGACCAUGUUUGUGCGUAUAAUGUGUGUCCGUCCAUGUGUGUGUCUGUGUGUAUGCCUGAGUGUGUGUGUGUGUGUGUGUAUGUAUGUAUGUAUGUUUGUGUGUGUUUGUAUGAGAGGGUGCAUGUACACUAUGCACAUGCAUUUGGGUGUCUGUGUAUGUAUGUCUAUAUUGCUCAUAUAAGUAUAAAUAGAUAAUAUUGUGCAGCUCACACAAGUGUGAGCUCUGAAUAUAUCAUAAAUAUAAAUAAUAUAUCUAUAAUAUAAAUAUAGAUUCUAUGACUUAAUAAUGCAUACAUAUUUGAAGUUGGGAUGGUUUUAAAAUAUGUUUGGGCUUCAGUGAACAUUUCACAGUACAUUUCUACACAUCAUUCAACUCUUGCGAAUCAAAGAAAGUCUUUGUAUUACUAAAACACAACCCUGUCCUCUUGUUCACUUUCUCUCCCUCCACUCUCUGUCUCAAGAUUUCACAAAGAGAAACUCCACACAUUCUGGUCAGUUGUAUAUAAACGACGACCCGGCCAUUGUGUAUCUGCUUUAUUACUUUGCCCUAAUGAGAUUCCGAAAGCAGUCUUGUGUAAAUAUAUUACCGCUAGUAGAUCAGUGAGUUUGAUGUGAAACUUUGGUGUCGCUAGCGUACUAGGCUAGGUGCUCUGGAGUUGCUAAAAACAUGGUUAGCCAUUUUUUGCAUGUAGACACUGCUUGUUUACCUCUCAUAAGUAGCUGCUGUUCCCUGGACACUAACCCUUCAUUUUGGUAUAAACGUUGGCUUAUGGCACACUGUGUGCCUCCUAGAUACUCCUGUAUAUGAUGGGCCAUUUGAGAUAUUUAUACUAUCAAAGUGACCUUCCUCCUGUCCUGUGUGCGUCUGUCUUUCGUCUGUCUUUCCGGCGUGUUCUGAUGGAGAUUAAUGCGAUGCCGUACCAGGUUAGGAAAUAAGCUAAUUUCACACCAUCCCUUGAAUUAAAUAAUUGAGUUUUACACUGUAAAAAAUGAUAUCAGUGAUAAGUCAUAACUUAUAUAGUUAAUUAAUAUUGCUAUAAACUUUAAAUUAACAGCAUUCGUUAAAUUUGAAAUCACAAGUUAACCAGCUGCCUCAGAAAUUGAAGUUAAUUUAAAUCUUUUUGUAAGUUGUGUGGAGCCUUGAACGCAAAGAUGCAAUUUAAAUCGUCACACAACUUACAAAAAGGAACUUUGAAUUCUGAGACAUAUUUUUUACAGUGUAUGUUUGUCCCAUUUUUCUGGCCGUUCUGUCAUUCUGGUGAUGUUCCAAACUAGCGAUUAUCAUUGAAUCAUAUGGUAUAAGAUAGCUGCUAGCUGGUACCAUACAAUUCCAUUACAUAUGCUUACUCGAAGGUGGAAUUUUCACUGCCAGACUCGUCUGUGAACGGCUUUAAGCACAGGAGAAAGAUACAACUUAAUUAUUAGACUCGGACAGGGGGUGUAAAAUGAGCUCAUAUUCAGAAAUGGUUCGGUAUCGCUUUAACAGAGAUUUGAUAUGGAUUAUAUGCUCAGCUUUAAAUGGGGAGAGUUGGGUGUUUCGCAGACUGUGUGUGUGUCACUUAAUUUUAGUAACAUUAAUCAUUAUUAGCUUUGUCUAGUUAUAACUAGUCAAUCAUUACUUAUAUUUCACACUUGAAUUUGCAGUAGUUUACCGACUUAUUCUCUAGAUUUGUUAACAUUGUUUAGUUCUAGGAAAUUACUAUAUACAUAGUUACAUAUAUUUUGCCAGUUUUCUGAGGCUAUAACUUUUGAGAUUUCUGUACAUUUCUGUUUCAUAAACAAGAUUUAAUUGAUAUUAAUAGGUUAAUUUAUGACCUCUUUCAAAUCUGUUGGACACAUUUGUAACUAGAGUUUAUUUACAGUAAUACUACAAUUUGUCGCAUUGAUUUUUGCUCUAUGAUUGUUGGGGAUGUGGGGAUGCUAAUAACAUUUGAUGGCCUAUUAAAGUAAUGUAUGUGAGCUACCAAAUGUGUCAUUGUUAUUGUAAAAAAAAGUUGUCAACAACUGAAAAUGGAAAUUCUUCUUUAAAGUUUUUUAAACAAAUCUGUUUCUAACCAAGCAAACUCAUCUAGAGACAUUUAUACAUUUGAAUUUCAAGUUUUGAAAUGCUCUUUAUUAUGAUAAUUACUGUCCAUUGUUAGAAGUGAACAAUGACGAGUGGAAAGUGGAUGCAAAAUAAUUAAAGAAGUAAUGUUCAAGGUGAA